This is a messenger RNA of Aspergillus affinis, 4221 nucleotides long. Its product is annotated as alpha-L-rhamnosidase. Gene Ontology annotation, biological process: protein modification process; carbohydrate metabolic process. The coding region runs from base 1 to 4221 and encodes 1406 amino acids. NCBI's taxonomy places the organism in Eukaryota, Fungi, Ascomycota, Eurotiomycetes, Eurotiales, Aspergillaceae. The record is from RefSeq and is a predicted model, not a curated record. The transcript is spliced from 7 exons.
AUGCUCCCCUUCCUCCCUCCCCCCUCAUGUCUGCGAUCAUUCUCUCGCACCCUCUCCCGCCAUGCUCGUCUCUCCGCCCUCAAUUCCACCCCUCGUCGAUAUAACUCCUCCUUUCCGUCCGACCACUUCGCCCAGCUAGCCAGUCGCCAAUCCGCUCGGCAUCAAAUCUACCAAUCCUCUUCCACAGAUCCCUACGUGAACCUCUCCACUGAACAUUUCCUGCUCGAGAACGCGCCCGCGGACUCGAGCAUCCUCUUCCUCUAUAUCAACCGCCCGUGUGUCGUGAUCGGCCGCAACCAGAAUCCAUGGCUAGAGACCAAUCUACAUGCCCUGCACAAUGAUCGGGUGCAGCGCGAUCCCGGCGACUCCAACGGCAGCGAUGUGAUGUAUGUGCGACGGCGAUCCGGAGGAGGUGCAGUAUAUCAUGACGAAGGCAAUCUGAACUAUAGCGUCAUUUCGCCGCGGACGACGUUCACGCGAAACAAGCAUGCGGAGAUGGUGGUGCGGGCACUCCAUCGCGUGGGGGCCAUUAACACCAGCGUCAACGACCGCCAUGACAUUGUCCUGUCAUCCGGGGAAAACCAGCCCCGGAAGAUCUCCGGGUCGGCUUUCAAAUUGACGCGACAACGUGCGCUUCAUCAUGGGACCUGUUUGUUGGAUACCCCGAACAUCGACCGGCUGGGCGUCUUUUUGCGAUCGGGCGCGCGGGAUUAUAUCAAGGCCAAGGGUGUCGAUAGUGUGCGGUCCCCCGUGGCCAAUGUCUCUUCGAUGUUUGCCGACGCGUUGAUCCCGUUCUCAGUCCAAAAUAUCAUCACCAGCGUCAUGAAGGAAUUUGCAGCCCUUUACGAGGUCAACCCGGACGCCCUGCGCCGUGCGCAGCGGGCCCACGCCCACGAUCCGGAACUAUAUGCGGGAGAGGACUGGGUCGCAGGAGCUGUGGGAGAGUCCCAGGGCUACGGGGAACCCAAGAUCAAAUCCGGAAUUGACGAGCUCAAGUCAUUGGAGUGGAAAUACACCCAAACGCCCCAAUUCACCUUUUCUACUUACCCUAUUGAGGAGGAUCCUCGGGAGAGGCCAGCGCUGCCAGUCUCUUUGCCGCCGGCGACGCGUGCAUUCCUUCGCCUGAAACACGGCGCUAUCAUUGAAAGCUGCAUCUCGACCGUGUCAGAUCCCACGAUGGCUGAUCAACAGGCAAGCCGUGUGCAUGAGGCCUUGAACGGCCGGAAGCUUCACGAGAUCCAGCAGACACACUGGGAUGAGAUUUUACUAGAUCGCUUGAGCCCUGAAGUGGACGCAGUCACCGUCAAAGAGCUAUACCUGCUUGAUGAGUCUCAUGUCCUCGUCGAUGUUCGGCAGUUGGUGAUGGUCAUGAUUAAACAUCUGAGGGAACCUGCUUUAAUCAAGGACGAGCGAUGGAUCCGGUCGAGACAAACGAAUCAAUUAACGAGGACCCUUGGAGUCACCAUCUACCAGGCAGGCACCAACCUGGUUCAAUCAUGGCUAUACGGUGCGAAAUACGAGCUCUUUAAAUCCGGAAUCUCUGCAGGAGCCCGGUUGGUGAAGGUUGCGGAGUCACAAAUAUCCUCCAUCAUGGCUCUAUCUAUCUCUCAGGUUUCCUUUGAGCAUCAUCGCACAGCCCUCGGGAUCGCCGAGUCAGCUCCUCGGAUCUCUUGGCGGUUUCAAGGGAACGUGUCCGACUGGGAGCAGAGUGCCUAUGACUUGGAAAUCAAGCGUAGAGGGCAGGAGCCUGAUACCUUCCAUUUCGACUCCUCCGACUCUGUCUUGGUCCCUUGGCCCAGUUCUCCAUUGAAAUCCGGCGAGGAGGCUACUGUGCGCGUGCGAUCUUCUGGGCAGGACGACCAGCCUAACACAGCUUGGUCUCAUUCCUUUACUGUUGAGCCAGGUCUUCUCAGUCCCGAAGACUGGCAGGAUGCUGCAGCCAUCGUGUCCGAUCGACCUACGGAAGUCAACCAAACCCACCGGCCGAUCUUGUUCCGAAAGGACUUCAAGCUGGAUGAAUCAAUAGAUUCUGCUCGGUUAUAUAUCACGGCUCUGGGCUUGUACGAAGCCCAAAUCAACGGAAAGCGGGUGGGAGACCACGUCCUGGCCCCCGGUUGGCAAACCUACACCAGUCGCCAUGAGUACAAUACCUAUGACGUCACCGAGCAUUUGCGACACGGGGCAAACACAAUCGGAGUCACUGUCGGAGAAGGCUGGUAUGCCGGUCGCUUGGGGUUCAGUGGAGGACACCGUAAUAUCUAUGGCGAUACCCUGGGAGUGCUAUGCUUGCUAGUCGUUACCAAAGCGGAUGGCAGUAAGGAGUAUAUCCGCAGUGACCAGACUUGGAAAUCAGGAACCGGCCCCAUUAUCACUUCUGAAAUCUAUGACGGUGAAAGAUAUGAUUCGAGAUUGGAGCGCAGUGGAUGGUCUAGUCCCGGCUCCAAUAGUACCGGCUGGCGUGGGGUCCACGAGGUUUCAUUUGACAAGGGCAAAUUGGCCUCACCAGAUGCUCCCCCGGUUCGACGAGUCGACGAGCACAAACUCGUCAACGUUUUCAAGAGCGCCUCGGGCAAGAUGGUCCUGGACUUUGGCCAAAAUCUGGUGGGAUGGUUGCGGGUCCGGGUCAAAGGACCGAGCGGGCAAACAAUCAAGUUUGUGCAUACAGAAGUCAUGGAAGAUGGGGAGGUAGCAACUCGUCCGUUACGAGAUGCGAAAGCCACCGAUCACCUCAUUCUCUCAGGCGAAGGAGUGCAGGAAUGGGAACCGUCGUUCACCUUCCAUGGCUUCCGCUACGUUGAGGUGGACGGUUGGCCGACCGACACCACUCCUAUAAAUGAAGACUCCAUUACGGCUAUUGUCGUGCAUACGGAUAUGGAGCGAACCGGACAUUUCGAGUGUUCGAAUCCACUCAUCAACAAACUUCAUCAAAACAUCGUCUGGGGCAUGAGAGGGAACUUCCUGAGUAUCCCGACGGACUGUCCUCAGCGUGAUGAGAGACUCGGCUGGACCGGUGACAUUCACGCCUUUGCUCGCACUGCAAACUUCCUGUAUGACACGGCUGGCUUCCUCCGGGGCUGGCUGAAGGACGUCCACUCGGAACAAAAGAAUAACUCGGACAUUGUGCCCUUUGUCGUUCCCAACAUUCUCGGGGCGGCAACGCCGACCUCCAUCUGGGGCGAUAGCAUUGUCACCGUCCCCUGGGAUCUCUUCCAAGCCUUUGGGGAUAAGAUCAUGCUCGGCGAGCAAUACCAGGCAGCCAAAGACUGGGUCGACAAAGGCAUCUCCCGAAAUGACGUGGGACUCUGGAAUCGCUCAACCUUCCAGUUUGCGGACUGGCUUGAUCCCAAAGCGCCCGCUGACAGUCCCGGAGAUGCCACCACAGACAAGUUCCUAGUAUCCGACGCAUACCUGCUACAUAGCACGGAGCUCCUUGCCAACAUCUCCUCCGCUCUUUCAUUUGCCGACAAUGCCUCGACAUACUCCGAGCAGCAUACUAAACUCACCAAGGAAUUCCAAAAAGCGUGGAUUUCCUCGAGUGGGGUCAUGGAGAACGAAACGCAGACGGGUCUCGCCUUGCCCCUUUUCUUCGAACUCUUUUCUAGCCCCGAGCACUAUGAUUCUGGCCUUGAGCGCCUGGUGAACAUCAUUCAGAAGAACGACUAUAAAGUUGGAACUGGGUUUGCCGGAACGCAUCUACUCGGUCAUGCAUUGUCGAAAUACGGUGCGUCGGAUACUUUCUAUCAGAUGUUGCUGCAGAAGGAAACCCCCUCGUGGCUCUAUCAGGUCGUGAUGAAUGCCACGACCACCUGGGAACGUUGGGACAGCAUGCUGCCUAACGGCACCGUCAACCCCGGCGAGAUGACCUCAUUCAACCAUUAUGCCGUUGGUUCCGUUGCCAGUUGGAUCCAUUCGAUCAUCGGAGGUCUCAACCCUGCCGAACCGGGGUACAAGAAGAUCAAUAUCGAGCCAGUUCCCGGUGGUGAGCUGCGCAGAGCGUCCGCCAGAUUGCAGACGCCGUACGGCCUGGCCUCCACCAAGUGGUGGUUGGAUGAUCGUCCGGGGCAAAACUGCAACGGAAGCGAUUUCCAUCUGGUGGCACAAGUUCCACCCAACACACGAGCCACCGUCGUGCUCCCGGGGUCGAAUGGCAAAAAGAAGGAGGGUGUGGAAGUCGGGUCGGGCACUCAUCGCUACCAGGUCAAAUGUCUCCAGGUCAAUUGA